GACCUCAGAGCAGCCUUUCUACCAACAGAGUCCCCUCAGCGACCGCGUCCUCGCGCAAUGCGGGAGCUGCAGGGAGUCGCGGGGCAUAGUCUCGGGGAUCCCCCUCAGUCGGUUCUUAGUGCUGUGUGACCCCAGGCCGACUGCCUCCGGGCUCUGACCCUAGUACCCAGGGCUGGUAGAAACACCUGCCUCAUCCAGAUGUUGGGAAAAUAACGCACAAGUGCGGGGUAGUGAUUCUGGGUCGCACUGGACGCCCCGUCCAGUGGGCUGCUGCAGAAUAACCCACCAGAAACUUGAGGCAGCUCGGAGAAAGAUGGCAGCUGGCCAGGUCGUGAAAAUGAAAGGCCUCACUGUGUGGACUGCCUCUCUGUCCGCCCAGCAGUUUGCUCAGGGUGGGGAUGCACACCUGGCAGCAGAGAGCGGGCCAAAUCCACGUCGACACCGGCUCACUUGGUGCUGCCCUCCUUGGGCGGGAUCUGUGGCUCCAAGUCAGCUGGGCCAAAGCUGAGCUAUUGGCUGCCCCAGGGUGGAGUGAAGCCCUACCCACUCCAGGGCUGUUGGCAGUGCAGCCUCAGAGCUGGGCACAGCCUUCCUGGCUAAGGACCCCACCCUUGAGGCCAUUUGGUGUUCUUACUGCUUCCUCCCAACUGACCUUCCAGGGGAAGGGUUGUUGGAGCACUAGAUGCGCCAUGGAAAAGGUGCUGGUCACAGGUGGGGCUGGCUACAUCGGCAGCCACACGGUAUUGGAGCUGCUGGAGGCAGGCUACUCGCCUGUGGUCAUUGACAACUUCCAUAACGCCAUUCGUGGAGAAGACUCCAUGCCUGAGAGCCUGCGCCGGGUCCAGGAGUUGACAGGCCGCUCUGUGGAGUUUGAGGAGAUGGACAUCUUGGACCAGGCAGCCCUACAGCACCUCUUUAAGAAGCAUAGCUUUAAGGCCGUCAUCCACUUUGCUGGCCUCAAGGCUGUGGGCGAGUCAGUGCAGAAGCCUCUGGAGUACUAUAGAGUUAACUUAACAGGGACCAUCCAGCUUCUAGAGAUCAUGAGGGCCCAUGGAGUGAAGAACCUGGUGUUCAGCAGCUCAGCCACGGUGUACGGGAACCCCCAGUACCUGCCUCUGGAUGAGGCCCACCCCACCGGGGGCUGUACCAACCCCUACGGCAAGUCCAAGUUCUUCAUCGAGGAGAUGAUCCGGGACCUGUGCCGGGCAGACACGGCCUGGAACGCCGUGCUGCUUCGGUACUUCAAUCCCAUAGGCGCCCACGCCUCUGGGCGCAUCGGUGAAGACCCUCAGGGUAUUCCCAACAACCUCAUGCCCUACGUCUCCCAGGUGGCAAUCGGGCGACGAGAGGCCCUGAAUGUCUUUGGUGAUGACUAUGCUACAGAGGAUGGGACAGGUGUGAGGGAUUACAUUCACGUGGUGGAUCUGGCGAAGGGCCAUAUAGCAGCCUUGAAGAAGCUGAAGGAGCAAUGUGGUUGCCGGACCUACAACCUGGGCACGGGCACAGGCUACUCCGUCCUGCAGAUGGUCCAAGCCAUGGAGAAAGCCUCAGGCAAGAAGAUCCCGUACAAGGUGGUGGCACGGCGGGAAGGUGAUGUGGCGGCCUGUUAUGCCAACCCCAGCCUGGCCUAUGAGGAGCUGGGCUGGACAGCAGCCCUGGGGCUGGACAGGAUGUGUGAAGAUCUGUGGCGCUGGCAGAAGCAGAACCCUUCGGGCUUUGGGGCGCAGGCCUGAGGACCUCGUUACCAUGGACCAGAAAAGAGCAGCUGCCUGCUUUCCAGUCUUCACAGGACCCUGUACCCUCACACUCUGGGGCCAAGCUGAGGCCACCCUACCUCAAAUGCAGCCCUCCAGGCAGGAGACCUCUGGUUCCACAGACCAGAAGGGAGUCCAGGUCUUUCCAACCUGUCUCCCCACAGAGUCCAGCAGCUCAUGUGAUUUCCAGAGCCUUGGGGAGGCCAGGGGGUCUGGGACCAUAGCCUCCCCCAGGAACUGACUUAUCCUGCUAUGAUUAAGCUUUCCAAAGUAUUUAAAAUAAAGAUGUUUUCUUAUCGAGA
Molecule: messenger RNA, 2056 nt
Organism: Mus caroli (Ryukyu mouse)
Lineage: Eukaryota; Metazoa; Chordata; Mammalia; Rodentia; Muridae
Gene: Gale
Product: UDP-galactose-4-epimerase
Biological process (GO): beta-D-galactose catabolic process via UDP-galactose, Leloir pathway
Cellular component (GO): cytosol
Molecular function (GO): UDP-glucose 4-epimerase activity
Source: RefSeq, a predicted model, not a curated record